AUGCAAGCCGAGGCCGGAUAUCGGGAGACCACACCCGAUGCACCCAGGCCCUGCCCGGUGUCCCGACGCCCCUCGGCCCGGCCCUGCCUGGCGCCCCGACGCCCUUCGGCUGGGCCCUACAUCCUCCUGCCCACCGGCUUUGUCCAUCAGAGCGCCCUCCUGGGGGAGGACAGCCUGCGGCUGCCGCCUGGGCCCCCACUGCGGAGAUCGCCCGCAGACCUUGGAGCAGGGAUGACCCAGUGCCCAGAGGUGACGCGGGAGGGCAGGGCUCCCAGCACAGGCCGGAGGCUCAUUAAGGCGGCUCGGGAAGCAGCCAGGGGCUGGAGGCAGGCAGGCCCACCCGCAGCCCGAGCCUCUUCUCAGCCUCUGAAUGCAGGACAGCAGGACAGCAAGGCCCUGCCUCCCAGCGCUGCUGAGCGGCUCCUGAGGCACGAGGGAUGUGGCGCUUCCGGCUCCCGGCUAAACACCUGGAAGAGAAGCAGUGACAUUCACGGGACGACUCUGCUAACUGCCCAGGAAAGCGUGUCCUCAACCGGCUUCACUUCUAGCACGCUGCUUAGAUGUCUUCAAGGAGCUCAUCCUUACAUCAUGGUGAUGAAGGGUGGUUUCUCUCCAGCCCAGAAGCCCACUCGUCAUCACAGUGGCACAGAGAGACCUGCUGGAUGGCGACAGACUCCUCGAGAGCCAACCCGGGAAGGGCAGACGGAGGAGCUCUUUUCCCGGGCACUGUGGUGCACUUGGCCCAAGCGGCCGCCGCCCAGGGCCAAGCUCAGCCCCCCAGAGACCUCAGAGGUGUCCACCCGUCCGUCCUCGGGAGCGUGGCCCCUCACACCCUUGCCUGCCCUGCCCAUCCGCCCGGCCCGAGCGGCCCUGGAGCCAGCCCGCAGGUGGUGGCCGGAGCAGAGGUGCGCGCAGGGCCGCAGGGGCCGGGAGGGGUGCGGCUGGGCUGUGCGCAGACUCCGGCAGAAGGAGACAAGGGGGCCGCCUGGGCCCGCUUCCGUAGCAUGCGAGCUGGCCUAG
Messenger RNA from Rangifer tarandus platyrhynchus (Svalbard reindeer), 1020 nucleotides. NCBI's taxonomy places the organism in Eukaryota, Metazoa, Chordata, Mammalia, Artiodactyla, Cervidae. The record is from the annotation of a GenBank genome assembly.